Molecule: messenger RNA, 968 nt
Organism: Diachasma alloeum
Lineage: Eukaryota; Metazoa; Arthropoda; Insecta; Hymenoptera; Braconidae
Product: tctex1 domain-containing protein 1-A
Exons: 4
Coding region: 58-510 (150 amino acids)
Biological process (GO): microtubule-based movement
Cellular component (GO): cytoplasmic dynein complex; cytoplasm
Molecular function (GO): dynein intermediate chain binding
Source: RefSeq, a predicted model, not a curated record
CACGAACCAACAGUUGAGUUUACGCGGAAUUUUCGCUUCAGUCGGUGAAGUGGCAUCAUGGCUAUCAGCUUCUGGAGAUGUCUGGAUGGGAAAGCUGGUCGUCCUAGGCUUCGAAAUGCCCUCCAACAGCGGAAUGUACCAAUUGUUAAGACACCGACUUAUCAGAACAGCUAUCAGCUCAAAGCGAGGAAUCCCUUCAGAACGGAUCCUGUGGAUGAAAUUGUGAAAAAUGUCAUGCAGAUACGGUUGGAAGAUAUGACGUAUGAUGCUGCCAUAGCUCCAAAGUUGUGUGCUCAUAUUGCUAAGGAAAUUAGGAAGAAAAUUUUGAAAUUGGAAUUCGACAGAUGCCGAAUAAUCGUCCUAGUGACUAUGAUAGAAAAAGCGAGUCAAGCUGUAAACACCAAGAUGGGCUUUGUGUGGGACGUCGAGAGGGAUAAUUACGCAACCUACAACUUUGAAACCCCAUCGUUUUACGCUCACUGUCUCGUUAUCGGCGCUUAUUACGAGUGAGGAAAAUCGCUGCUACGUUAAUUCUGUGUCGAGUUAAUUAUCGAUCCACAGCGACAAUCGUGUCUGUAAAUAUAUUCUCUCAGUGCCGAAUAGAACUACUUCUAUUUUUCUUGUGUCAUAAAAAAUUGUGAUUACGAUAAUCGGGAGAAGUGUAUAUCAAUUAAUUUAUCAUUUUUAAAACGUUCCUUCAUUAAUUCGAAGAGCAUUUUGUUAUUUCAACUUUUCAAUUUUCAAAUUUGCAUUUGAUCAAAUGCACUUUCUAAUGAUCUAACUAGUGAAUCAAUCAAACAAAGCAAUUAAACUUUAUUUUAAGAUUGUAAAAUCUUGGCAGAAAUGUCUGUAGCUUGUUUCCGACUCUAGUAGUGUUUUUUCUAGAUUCGAAGAUCUUGAUGAAAAUUUUAAGCUCAAAUUAUGUUAAAUACAAAGUUGGUGAAUAAAAAAAGUCAUUUUACCUUGAA